Messenger RNA from Drosophila erecta, 4943 nucleotides. It is a transcript of the gene Rich, whose product is annotated as guanine nucleotide exchange factor subunit Rich. The coding region runs from base 261 to 4553 and encodes 1430 amino acids. Lineage: Eukaryota; Metazoa; Arthropoda; Insecta; Diptera; Drosophilidae. Gene Ontology annotation, biological process: intracellular protein transport; retrograde transport, endosome to Golgi. The transcript has 2 exons. Gene Ontology annotation, cellular component: cytosol; Ric1-Rgp1 guanyl-nucleotide exchange factor complex; Golgi membrane. Gene Ontology annotation, molecular function: protein binding. The record is from RefSeq and is a predicted model, not a curated record.
AAACGGCGAUUGGCAAACAGCUGUGAUUUCUGGACGCUGGCCAACACUCUCUUUUGUAUACGCGUAAAAUCGCGCAGAUUUUUGUUGUGCUGUGGAAUGUUUUAUAAAAGUGAUAAUUAGGCGAGGGAGAUCAUGUAAAACUGGGCGUAACCCACAAAAGCUAAAUGCACCCGCACCCGUCCGCAGGUUGAAUCCUUUUUCCGCACUCCUGCUCUUGCUAAUGCACUUUUCCGUUUGCGCAGUAACUUUUCACUCGGAGGAUGUACUAUCCAGUGGGCUGGCCCAAGCGGGUGGGCCUGGCGCUGCCCGGCGAAAGCGCCAGCAUCCGGCACAUCUGCUGCGACGCAGUCAAAAUACUCGUAGCCGCUGUGGGCGACGGCUUCCUGGGCAUCUGGUACGCGAAUCCGCUCAUUCCCAUCGCCUUCUUCCGGCGGACGGAGGACUCCCUUCGCCAGUACGGGGCCAACCAGCUGAUCGUAUGGAAGCCGGACUCUCGGCAGCUUGCCCUACUUACCGCGUCCGGUGCCCUGCUGUUGUACCAACUGGACUUCGAUGCCAACGGCAGUGGAAUACUCCAGCAGGUAGAUCCGCCUGCCGCGAGCCUCAAACGCGAAUCCGCAGAGCUGUUCAUCAAGGAGAACAUACCCCGGCUGAGCUUACGCGAACUGUGCAGCGUCACCUUGGGCUCCGUCAUCACCACUGUGUGCUGCAUUAGCCUCAGCGAAUUGCUCUUGGCCACCCAGUCUUGCGAGCUGCUGCGUCUGCAAUGGACGGAACUAGAACACGCAGAGAACGACCUAGAACUGCCAGCUCUAUCUGCAAUUAAGCUGCGCGACAUUCCCUUCUACGUGCAGCAGCAGCCACAGCAGUCGUCCGCCCGGAAUGUGCCGCCCCUGAGCAGGGACUCGUACGUAGCCUCGCUGGAAUAUUCGCCGUUCAUCGGUGGCUGUGCAGCCGUCUUCAGCGACCGACGUGCCGCCUUCCUGAUUGCCAACCAUCUGAGAUUUGAGACCGAUCACAUGCACGGCUUCUGGGUGCCGGAUGUGGAGGAUGCGAGUGUCUGCAGUGUCAAUCACAAAUUCCGACUGUUGGCCUAUGGUCAAGAGAGCUCGGCUGUGAAUGUGUACGCAAUUGAUGACGCCAGCGGGGGAUUAGAGUUUUCGCAUCGCCUUAUGCUCACAGAAAAUGUACUCCCAGGCAGCCUAGGUUCGGUAAACGAGCUGAAGUGGAGCCCUGACGGCUGCGUCCUCGCCGUGAGUUGGAAAAAUGGCGGCCUGUCUCUAUGGAGCACAUUCGGAGCAUUGCUAAUGUCUACUCUGAGCUGGGAUUUCGGCCUUAACGUAGAUUUAGUUCGCGAAAAUCCACUCAAGCUCCGUCGACUCGAAUGGUCAACCGAGGGCUAUCAGCUUUUCAUGCUAAAACAGCAUCCGGAAAAAGACAAAAGCAAUGUCCUUCAGCUGCAGUUUGUGAAGAGCGCUCUGAGUAUGAAUCCCUGCAUGACGACGAGUCCGCACAUCCUGCUGCAGGGUGACGACUGCCUGUAUCUCAACCAGGGCAACAAUCUGGAGCUGACUUAUGCCGGAAGCCAUGGAACGUUUCCAUCGAGCGGCGUGGGCUCUGAUGAAGGCAUUUCCGGCGAUGGCGACUGCCUGGAGUUAAAACAAAGCCCCCACACAGGCAGCAUUCUUACGGAGAGUAAGUAUUGGACAGUAUUGCAGCUGCCGCUCAACUACGCGGCCACCAACUGGCCAAUCCGAUAUGCUGCUAUCGAUCCCGACGGACUCCACUUGGCGGUGGCUGGUCGCACUGGACUGGCGCACUAUUCCCUAGUGACUCGGCGAUGGAAGCUUUUUGGCAAUGAGUCGCAGGAGAAGGACUUCGUUGUUUCCGGCGGCCUGCUCUGGUGGCACGGUUUUGUAGUCAUGGGCUGCUACUCGCUUCUGGACCGCACGGAUGAGUUGCGUUGCUAUCCGGCAGAUUGCAAGCUAGACAAUCAAUACGGACACAAGCUGCAGGUGCGAGCCCCAGUCAUUAGCCUGAACUCAUUCCGACACCAGUUGAUUGUACUCACUGCCGAUGGAAUAGUCAGCCUGUUUAAUAUGUCGAAGAACUCCGCCUACGCUCUGGAUAUUGAGUGCGCCUAUGAAUUGGACGUGAAGAGCAUUUGCAUCCACCCUGCCUGCAUUGUUAGUCUGACCGUGACUAAUCUUAAGAAUGAGCUAAAACCCCAGGGACAGCUGGGUGGAGAUCAGGCAGAGACUAUCAUCGUGAAUGUAUGUGGCCGCAUAUUGAUGAUACAGCGCGAUGCCGGCGAACAGGUCCCAAACACCUUGCUGGCCACGUGCCUGGCCAGCUGCGUUGAGGUCUUCUGGCUGUCACACUCCCUGGAACGCUGUGCGAUGCGGGACUGCCUUUGGCUAUACUCGGGGGCCCACGGAAUGCGUGUAUGGCUUCCAAUUCUGCCGCCGGGAAGGGAGCGUCGCGAAGGAGAGCAGGGCGGCGCUCAACGUUUGCACAGUUUUAUGUCAAAGCGAAUCAUGCUGAGCUUUCCGCUGAAGCUUUAUCCACUGGUCGUGCUCUUUGACAAUGUGAUCGUACUGGGGGUUGAGAACGAAAGCACGCUUUACGUCAAUGAGCAGGGCUCCCACUUCUCUCUGCCGUUCGCCGUGAUGGAACGCAAGUCGCAGAUCUAUCUGCACAAGGUGCUUCGCCAGCUGAUCAAGCGCAACCUGGGAUACUCCGCCUGGGAAAUGGCACAGUCGUGUUGCUCGCUGCCAUAUUUCCCGCAUGCCCUGGAACUGCUCCUACACGAGGUUCUUGAGGAAGAGGCAACCAGCAAACAGCCCAUUCCGGAUGCACAGCUGCCCAGUAUUCUGGACUUUAUAAGGGAGUUCCCUGUCUACUUGGAAACAAUUGUUCAAUGUGCCCGCAAAACGGAGAUCGCCCUGUGGCCGUACCUAUUUUCGAUGGCUGGCAAGCCGAAGGACUUAUUCCAGAUGUGUUUGCAGUCGGAACAGCUAGACACGGCUGCGAGCUACUUGAUAAUUCUUCAGAAUCUGGAACCCUCGGUUGUUAGCAAACAAUAUGCCACCAUGCUGCUGGACAUUGCUCUGCAGCAGCGAAAGUGGGAGCUGGCCAAGGAUUUGAUCCGGUUCUUAAAGGCUAUAGAUCCCAAUGAGAUCGACUCGCCGCGGUCGUCGAUGGUGGUGAAUGUGAAAAUUGCUCCGCCUCCCCAGGUGAAUACACAGCAACAAGUGAAUCAAAAUGCGGAUGCCUUUAACAUGGUUCUGGGCCCCAUUGCCAGGGAGAGAAGUUUCUCCACCACCGUGACUAGCAAUCUGCCCAAAGAUAAGCAGGCAUCUGCGACUCCAGGAGUUGCACCUGUGACCGAAAGCAGCAGCUCAGGAGCACCCUCGGUGGUGCGUCGGCGGUCGACUAAGCAGCGAGAGACGUUUUGCAUCGAUCUGAUACUGCAGCGCCAUGCUCGACAACUACUUCAGAACCACAAACUAAUGGAUCUGGGCUACAUGUGCGCCUAUCUGGACUUUCACCUUGUCAGCUGGCUUUCACAGGAAUCGGAGCGGGCAGCCAAGCUGGAUGAUUUCGCUGGUGCUCUGCAGGUGCUACACGAAGAACUAGAGCUCCCCACUCCAUUUCCGACUCCGGUGAAGGACGACUUUGCUCAGUUACGCGGAAGUCUUCGACAGACAGGAGGUGGUGGAUCCUCGCAGACGUCGGAAUCUGGCUAUUUCAGCUUGGCCACGCCCAAUGGAGCCGCAACACAGUCGCCUCAGCUGCAGCCAAGCAUUAGGGAAGAAGAGGAAGAACUGCAGCAGCCCAGCUCCCUACCAAUACUUAAGACGCGGUCUGGAUCGCAACUGUCGUUCGACAACUUUCGCUACCGCCGGCUGUACUCGCUUCCGGCAUCAGAAGACGACCUAGCCGUGGACAUGCUGCCUCAGAAACUGUCCAUCAAGCUGCGUUACUUGUUGCAGCUGUUCAUCGAGGCGAACUGCACGGACUAUGCGUUGGUGCUUUCGAUUUUGCUCCAGGACGCCGCGUCCAUCUCGCGGAUUGUCAACGGCAUUAUCCGGAGCGAAUCGGUUCACAUCUGUCAGCGCACGGAAUCUGCGCUCAAGCAAUUAAGUCAGAGCACCUUUGAACACAGCGGAUCUUUGUACCGAGGGUUUGUUCUCACCUUGCAGCCGCAUGUCUACCUGCUGGAACAGUACAUACAGUCUUUGGGGGACGUCACCUGCUCGCCGCUCCAAGAUGCCAGCCCGGGCACCGAGCAGAGCGUGGACGUUGCCACAGGACUGCAGGGACUGCAGAACGAAGAGGGCGAAUUCGUGCCAAGUUCGCAGCAGGCAAACGGAAACCAAUGGACCGUGGCGGAUCUUAACCCGAAUCACCAGCGGCUCACGCGGCACGCAAGUGUAGAGUCCAACGGGAACGCAGCGGUGGCUAGCGGUUCCUCCUCCCAAUCAACGCCCACCCAGCGCCAGCUGCCGUCGCAGAACGGCCGCGAGCGGGAAGGCUGUCGCCUCAUGUAACGCGCUAGCAGUUAGCCGACUACGAGAGGCGUGAUCCGUACUCCACAUACUCAGCGCAUGAACGUAGAUACGUACUUUUUUGUAGGUCCGUGGGUUAGGCGUUUCGUUGCUGUAACUCGUUGUUAAAAUUUUCCGUUAGUUGUAAGCCAGCCACACUCACACAGGGUUAGAAAAAGACCGGAUGGAAACUCUCACGCAAACAACGAAGCGUCGUCGGCUGAACAACAGAAUCCGUAAAACCGUAUGAAGCAUACGCAACGUAAUCCAUAAUUUAGUAGAUGAAAUUUGCUGCAAUAUUUGUUAAUUAAAAUUAUACAAACAAUAUACUUAAAUAUACAAAUCAAAUACAAUUAUAUUUUUACUAAUAAAUGAAACCAUUUAACAAAACAA